Messenger RNA from Rotaria sordida, 1881 nucleotides. Lineage: Eukaryota; Metazoa; Rotifera; Eurotatoria; Philodinida; Philodinidae. The record is from the annotation of a GenBank genome assembly.
AUGCAAAGAAAAAACAAACGUCAGAAAUAUAGAAUAGUUUUCUUCUACCUAUUUAUUAUUAUUCAUGCAGAACAACAAGAAUAUAGGUUAUAUGACGUCUUGCUAACAUUUUUUCAAAGUCAGUGGCUUCAUUAUAAAAAGAAAAAAACGAACUUCCAAAGAAAGAAAGAAAAAAUAAUGAAUCACCUGACGAAAGCAAGUACAGUUAUAACAAAUUCAGAUUCAUCAACGACAAAUGAUGAUCAAACACCAUCAAUAGUUAAUAGUGAAAAAAUGCUUCUUUUAAAUGGAAAUAUAUCACAAGAACCAACAACACCAUGUGUAUUAAAUACACCAAAUACUUGUACAAAAAAUUCAACAUUUUUUUAUGAAAUUCCAUCUACUGUGCAUACAUCAACAUCAACUGCGUUUAUCCGUCAUUAUCAUUCAAUUGUAAUCGGUCGUUCAUUUGGUGUUAUUUCCGUUGACGAACUAGAAGCAGACACCCAAUCACCGACUGUCUCAGUACUUACUCAAUCAUUAGGACAACCACCACCUUCUUCAUUAUCAGAUUCAUCGUCUUCUAUUGAUAUAUUACCAUCUCAUCAAAAUUCUUCAAAUCAACUUUUAACAUCUUCAUCGUCAGUAUCAUCAUCUAUUCCAUCAAUAGUUGUUACUAGUAGUUCAACAUUAUCAAACGUUGUUGAUGUAUCGUCAACAUCGUCAUCAUCAUCGAAUAUCUAUGACGAUAGAAAAAUGCAAUUGCCACGUAGUUUAAUUAAUGAAAAUAAACCGUUUCCAUUAAAUUUACAAUUAAAAAAAUCUAUUCCACAUACAACAACAUCACCACCAUCAUCAUCGUCAAAAACAUUAAUUGAAAAUUCAAAUUUAAGUGAUACAAAUAAUAAAAAUGAUCAUGAUGUAGCAAGUGUUAAUGAUCAAAUUCAUACAUUAUUAACAUCAAAUCCAGUUGUUACAGAUUAUAGUAUCAAUCCAUCGAACAGUACAACAUCAGUAUCAAAUUCUCUAACAGUACCCUCAUCAACAUCAACAAAUGAAACAACAAUGAAUUAUGUUGAUCAAUCUCAUUAUGUUCCGUAUGGAACACAUCAAGCACCUCCGUCCUAUCAUGAAGCUGUAGUUAAGCCACCAACAUCUAUUAAUAAUUUUAUGCCAACAUUAAAUUUAAAUGGUACCGGUCUUUCAUAUGGUAAAACAACAGGAACAAAUGAUUGGACAACAACAUCAACAACUACAUUUAAUAUACAAACACCAUUAAUAUCAUCUUGUGUUAAAAAUGAACCACAAGAUUAUCCAACAACAACUGCUAAUGGUCAAGCAAUGCAAUUUGCUAAACCAAAAAAUUAUCCAAAUAGACCAUCAAAAACACCACUACAUGAAAGACCAUUUCCAUGUCCUAUUGAACAUUGUCCAAGAAGAUUUUCACGAUCAGACGAAUUAACAAGACAUAUUCGAAUUCAUACAGGAGAUAAACCAUUUCAAUGUAAAAUUUGUGCUCGAGCAUUUUCAAGAUCCGAUCAUUUAACAACACAUAUUCGAACACAUACUGGAGAAAAACCAUUUUCUUGUGAUACAUGUGGUCGUCGGUUUGCUCGAUCUGAUGAACGUAAACGUCAUGGAAAAGUUCAUCAAAAAACUCGUAAUACAAAUCUAAUUCAUCAUCCAUUAACAAAGUCACCACAACACUUUAAUUCAUUAACAAUUUUAUCUAAUAGUUUAAUUCCAAGUAUGAAUGAAGACGAUCGAACACAUGAUGAUAUGCCUGAUGAUAUUGAUGAUAGUUCAUCACAACAUAGUGCUAAUGAUUUAUCUGAACAACAACAACAUCAACAAUUUUUAUGUCAACCACAUCCAAUUCAUCUCUCUGCUCAUUGGGGAUGA